This is a messenger RNA of Vigna radiata var. radiata (mung bean), 1278 nucleotides long. RefSeq names its product (+)-neomenthol dehydrogenase-like. Gene Ontology annotation, cellular component: membrane. The transcript has 5 exons. Bases 67 to 966 code for a protein of 299 amino acids. Lineage: Eukaryota; Viridiplantae; Streptophyta; Magnoliopsida; Fabales; Fabaceae. The record is from RefSeq and is a predicted model, not a curated record. Gene Ontology annotation, molecular function: oxidoreductase activity, acting on the CH-OH group of donors, NAD or NADP as acceptor.
AAAAAGAAUAUGACAUUAACAGGCUCAACAUGUUUGCAGCAACAGACUUGAAAGUUGAAACUGAAGAUGGGAGAGGCAACAGAAAGGUAUGCAGUUGUGACAGGUGCAAACAAAGGAAUUGGAUUGGAGAUAGUUAAGCAGUUAGCCUCAGCAGGGAUCAAGGUGGUGCUCACAGCAAGAAAUGAAGAGAGGGGUCUGCAUGCAAUGGAAGCAAUAAAAGCCUCAGCUCAAUCUCACCUUGUAAUGUUUCAUCAGCUGGAUGUGGCUGAUGCAACCAGUGUAGCUUCUCUGGCUGAUUUUAUCAAAUCUAAGUUUGGAAAACUUGAUAUUCUGGUUAACAAUGCAGGGAUUGGUGGAACAGUAACCAAAGANGUUGGUUUAUUGCCUUCAGUUAUCCUUAGCCGUGGGGCUGUAUCAGAAGAAGAUGGAACAAAGGCAAUAACUGAAACAUACGAGCUAGCUGAAGAAUGCUUGCAAAUAAAUUACUAUGGCACUAAAAUAACUGUAGAAUCACUCAUGCCCCUCCUUCAAUUAUCUGAUUCACCAAGAAUUGUGAAUGUUUCGUCCUCUUUGGGGCAAUUAGAGAGUUUCCCNAAAGAAUCAUGGGCAAGAGGAGUGUUNAGNGAUGNUGAUAANCUGACAGAAGAGAAANUGGAUGAAAUAGUGAAGAAAUUUCUAANUGAUUUCAAAGAAGGUNNAUUAGAGAGUAAAGGGUGGCCAAAGUAUCUAAGUGCCUAUAUUGUAUCGAAAGCUGCUAUGAAUGGGUACACGAGAAUCCUUGCAAAGAAACAUCCAUCAUUCUGCAUAAACAGUGUUUGCCCUGGUUAUGUGAAGACAGAUAUAACAUCAAACACUGGUUUUCUAACAGUUGAAGAAGGUGCUGCUAGUCCUGUCAAGCUUGCACUUCUUCCCAAUGGUUCUCCAUCUGGUCUCUUCUAUUUCAGAACUGAUGUUGCUUCCUUUUGAUUUCUAGUUAUGCAAUUUUCUGGUUUGAGGAUAAAACCAGUGAUUUUGCUUCUCAAUUGUUGAACCUGUUUCAAGCACAUUAUAUCAUGUUGUAUUUGCAUAAUGUCAUUUUCAUGUUGUCAAUUACUAUUCUGGGUUACAACUAUGUUUAUUGAGCCUAUUUCUGUAUUUCAUAUUUCACAGAUGAAAAGUUGCAAAAGUUCUUAGCAGUUUUAUAAGACAUGAAGAAAUUAACAGAGUGAUCAAGAUCCUACCUUAACUAGAUAUAAAUGGUUAUGAACCUCUUUUUACAGACUAAUUUUAUAAAAAUAA